Molecule: messenger RNA, 1471 nt
Organism: Drosophila eugracilis
Lineage: Eukaryota; Metazoa; Arthropoda; Insecta; Diptera; Drosophilidae
Product: importin subunit alpha-3-like
Exons: 2
Coding region: 60-1364 (434 amino acids)
Biological process (GO): NLS-bearing protein import into nucleus
Cellular component (GO): nucleus; nucleoplasm
Molecular function (GO): nuclear import signal receptor activity; protein binding
Source: RefSeq, a predicted model, not a curated record
AAACUUGUAACAACUUGACACGAACAGAGCACUCAGUCACCUCUUUUUAAAAACCAAUAAUGGAACUAAAUUCCGUGCAAUAUUAUUGCCAACGCAGUAGGAUGUUGAUUGAACGGGCCAAAAAGUUGUUAACAGAGGACUCAGAUCAGGACGCAGAACGGGUGAAACCCAAUAGAAACCUCACGAAGCUUAUCCAGGAAGUAGCAGACGGAGCUAAUCCAGAGGGGCAACUCCUAGCCAUACAGGAAAUUCGCACAGAGCUCUCCCUGGAGGAUGCACCCAUUCAGGAGAUGAUCCAAAAAGGCCUUCUGCCUGUCCUGGUGGAGUGCCUCAAGGGAAACAACGCAGAGAAACUUCAGUUUGAGGCCACCUGGGCCUUGACCAACAUUACCUCUGGAAGCUCAGACCAUACCACCCAGGUUGUGGCUGCUGGUGCUGUGCCACAUUUCGUGGAACUUCUCAAAUCGAAAAAUAUGGAUACCUGCGAACAGGCCAUUUGGGCUUUGGGUAAUAUCAUCGGCGAUGGUCCUCUGCUUCGGGACUUUGUCAUCAAAUUGGGCGUGGUUCAGCCCUUGCUCCACUUGGUCCAACCAAAUAUGAUCUCUUCAGUAGUCUGCAAUGUGGCCUUAGUUAUUGGCAAUCUUUGCCGGCACUACGAUCCGCCGGUAGCCAAAGAAACUGUCUUGGAGUUACUGCCGACUCUUGAAAUCCUCAUGGAUCACAGUGACACGGAAAUCUUAAGGUGCACCUUGUGGGCCAUCAGCUUUCUGGUCGGCGGUGGAGAGGAUUACAUUCAAGUAAUGAUUUUCAGUAGAUUGAUCCCGAAGAUCAUAUCCUACAUGGGGGAUAAAGAGGCCAUAUUUAGAUAUCCUGCCAUAAAUGCAGUGGAGAAUAUUCUGACUGAAAUCGAAGAGCCAAACGAGAUGACCGGUGAUGAGGAGAUCCGGAGGAUUGCCAUCCGCAACCAGGCUUGGAUGGUUGUCCUAAUCAGAGGAGGAUUAGUUUCUAUAGUCAGGGAGUUCUUAAAAAGUGGUGACCCAAGGGAACAAGCCUUGGCUGUCAGAGCAAUGAGCAACAUAACCAUUCACUGUAAUCAAGAUCAGAUUCUAAUUUUGAUCAAAAGGAAUAUCAUUGAGCCGUUAUGUGAUCUGCUCACCUACACAUUUGAGGAUAUUUCCAAGGAAGCUCUUAAGGUUCUUAACAACAUGCUGAAAAAGUCUAGGAGCCAUUUGCAGAAGGUGGCCCAAACCAUCUUCGAAUGUGGUGGCUUGGCCAAAAUCGAAGCUCUACAGGUUCACUUCGAUGAGGAAGUCUACUUGCUGGCUCUCCACAUCAUCGAGACCUACUACACCGAUGAGAUCUAAAGCGCAGUCUACAUUUUGUUUAUAUAUUUCGAUAAAUUUAAAUAAAUUCCAAAAAUAGGAAAAGGAAAAGCCAGUCAAUGGCAAUUGUACUUUUCAAACUUUGCCCA